AUGUCUCUACUACAGAACUUGACUUACAGAGAGUAUCAACAUGCUUUAGAAUUUACUUUACAUCGUUGUGAAAUAAUAGGAAGAUUGGCCAACAUGAAAAUACCAUACACAAACACCACGAAACCUGGCGAGACCUUAGUAAAAGCACUUGACCGUGCUGGAUUUUCUGCAGCUGCAUUUAGAAAACUAGUCGCAGAUUCUGCCAAAGUAAAAACUAUUACUACAUAUUACAAACCUAAAGCAAAGAUUGCCAUUCUAGUAGCCAACGAUAGAUAUACACAUUUAUCUAGAUUGGCAACUCCGUCAAUAGACUGUGACUCUCUAGCAACUCUGCUGAAAAAUGCUGGGUUCAUCACUAUUAAGAUAAAGAAUACUACAGGCGCACAAUUGAAACUUAUUCUGGCUAAGAUCUUUGACCUGGUUGAAGCGGAUACUUAUUGCUUCUUCUUCUACGCAGGUCAUGGUUGUCAACUAUGCAAUACAAAAUGCAUGUUAGGUAUCGACUGCCCAACAGAAAAUAUCGGCUUGGAACAUUGCGUUACUGAGAACUUUGUUCUUAAUGCAAUGACCAAGCGGAAACCUGAACUGGGGAUGCUUAUCAUGGAUAUGUGCUGCGUAUGUUUGGAUCGCAACGUCCACCCCAACAUCUUCGCUUCAAUCAACACCAUUGAAGAGUACACUGUACACAAGAAUUUACUCAUAGCAUAUUCAAGCCAGUCUUCGCAAAAUGCUUAUGAAGAACUUCAGAUCGAAUGCUCAACUACCAUCAACAACGAUCAGACCUACGAGCUGAAGACUGGCGAUACGGAUAAAAUUGUACCAGGAGCUAGCCAAUACGUAAAUUCUUUGUGUACAAGGAUAGAUGAGGACUUGGACGCAAAUACGUUGCUAGAUAAAGUACACGAAGAUGUUGAAAAAUCAGUUAAGAAGCAAAAACCCACGAAAGUGCAGUGCGGUGUCGAUAAAAGAUCAUUGUAUGAUCCUCCAAUAGGUGACACACAAGCACUGCUUAGUAGAUUAAGAGAAGCCACCCAGGAAUAUAAAGACAAUUGCGUAGUCUAUUAA
Messenger RNA from Spodoptera littoralis (African cotton leafworm), 1065 nucleotides. The record is from the annotation of a GenBank genome assembly. Lineage: Eukaryota; Metazoa; Arthropoda; Insecta; Lepidoptera; Noctuidae.